Messenger RNA from Hevea brasiliensis (rubber tree), 1543 nucleotides. Its product is annotated as GLABRA2 expression modulator. NCBI's taxonomy places the organism in Eukaryota, Viridiplantae, Streptophyta, Magnoliopsida, Malpighiales, Euphorbiaceae. The coding region runs from base 328 to 1251 and encodes 307 amino acids. The transcript is spliced from 4 exons. The record is from RefSeq and is a predicted model, not a curated record.
UACUUUAGAAAAAAAAAUAAUGAUUACGAAAGAAUCUUUGGAGUGAUUUAUUUGAUGACAGUUAGAACAAAAAGAAACGACUGUACUUGAUCCAAAGCCCACCAGUCAAAGUUGUCUCUAUCACUGCGUCUAGCGCUAAAAGAGGCGAUCCCAUUGUACGGCCCACUACCGUGUUUCCCGGUUAGCCCACCCAAUAAGAAAUUCCUCACUAUUCCUUCAAAACUGAAUUCUCUUCAAUUUCAUGCGCGAAAACGAGUAAACAAAAUCCCAUUAUAGAAGCUCACUUACUCUCCACGCGCCACCGCACUCUUCGAAUCUUCUAGAAACAUGGAGCAACAGUCCAAGGCGGACACGGAUUCCACGGGCCAGGAGGAUCCGAAGCCGAAAUCCGUACCCAAUACGAAUACCGGAGAUAAUCAUCUUCGUCAUGCACCAAAUGGAGACGCGAAUGAGGGCAGCGUCGCGACGGGAUCGGAUUAUGAGACUCUGGUUCAGAGUGGGGGUGAUCAGUUGCAAGCUCCUAGCCUUACAGGCUCCGUGAGGAAAUCGGUCCACUGGAGCCCUGAAUUGGUGAGCGAAUCUCAUGCUUCUCGUAACAACAAUAGCAAUGACCAUGUUUACUUUGACGGAUCCAAUCCCUACGUUUCUUCAUCUCCUGCACAGUCCUCCUCUUCCUUUUCCUUCAAAGAUACGAUGGGAACCGUGCGGGAUGUGCUAGGAAUAUGGGGAAGAAAGAUGGGAGAAGCUAGCAGGAAGGUUGAGGAUCUCGCUGGGAACACAUGGCAGCACUUGAAGACAGCACCUAGCUUUGCAGAUGCUGCAUUGGGAAGAAUUGCUCAGGGAACAAAGGUCCUAGCAGAAGGUGGUUAUGAGAAGAUCUUUCGGCAGACGUUUGAAACAGUUCCUGAAGAGCUACUCCAAAACUCAUAUGCAUGUUACUUAUCAACAUCAGCUGGUCCAGUUAUGGGGAUUUUAUAUAUAUCUACAGCCAAGCUCGCAUUUUGUAGUGACAGUCCCCUUUCAUAUAAAUCUGGUGGCCAAACUGAAUGGAGCUAUUAUAAGGUGGUCAUACCAUUACAUCAGCUUAAAGCUGUCAAUCCUUCGUCAAGCAGAUCAAAUUCUGCAGAGAAAUACAUUCAGAUUAUUUCUGUUGAUAAUCAUGAAUUUUGGUUCAUGGGGUUCUUAAACUACGAUGGUGCUGUGAGAUAUCUACAGGAUGCUUUGCAAUCCCAUAAUCUACAGUCAGUGUGAUACUUGUCCCAUCGGGCCUAACUCUUUGCCAUCACAUGGUCUUUAUCUUACAACCAGAAGUUUUCAACCUGUGCUGCCAACUGCUAAUGUGAUAACAGCGCAUGUUGCAAUUCUUGGGAAAAUUUUCUUUGUUCCUCUAGGAAUGAAAUUAGGUAAUUGUAGAUUUUAUGAACAUUUUUGUGACAGCAACUAGAAUAUAUAUAAAUAUAUAUGUGGUUGUAAUUUGCAUGAUACAACUCAUUGGAAAACUUCUUAUUGAAUGAGUCUUUUGUGAGAUUAGCUGUUACUUUCA